Doryrhamphus excisus (bluestripe pipefish) is the source of this 2416-nucleotide messenger RNA. Its product is annotated as sesquipedalian-1-like. The record is from RefSeq and is a predicted model, not a curated record. Gene Ontology annotation, biological process: receptor recycling; endosome organization; retrograde transport, endosome to Golgi. NCBI's taxonomy places the organism in Eukaryota, Metazoa, Chordata, Actinopteri, Syngnathiformes, Syngnathidae. Gene Ontology annotation, cellular component: early endosome; recycling endosome; trans-Golgi network.
AGCCACGCCCUGACUUUGGCACAUCCGGAAGUGAUUGGCACACACCCUCAGACAAAACUAAAACGCACUUUCGGGCUUUACUAAGGUUCGUGGCUGUGAUGUUGAAAUGAAGAUAGACGAGAAGGUUGUCUCAUUUUUUGAAUCCAGUGACUCGCCAGUGGACAAAGAAGGAUAUCUCUUUAAGAAGGGUGACUUCAGGCCUUCCUACCACAAGCGCUGGUUCAUUCUGAAGGGGAACCUCCUCUUCUACAAGGACCACCCGGAUGACCGUGACCUCAUCGGAGUCAUUGUUCUGGAGGGCUGCACCGUCCAGCUGUGUGAGUCCGAGGAGCAGUUUGCCUUCUCGGUGGUGUGGAGCGAUCCGGGCUUGCGGCCCUACAAGUUCGCCGCUGACGACCAGGCCAGUCAGGAAGGCUGGAUAAAGGCUCUGCUCUCGGCCAACCACAGCUACUUGGCCUUGCUGGUCAUGGACCUGGAGAAGAAGUACAGAGAGACGUUAGAUGCAUUAUUCAAUGACUCCGCCAACGGCGUCGCUACGCCAAACCUCCACGCCACAAAACUGGAUCGUCCGUUGAACCAGCGGUCCUCCACUUGGCAUCGAGCAGCAGCAGCUACUACUACUACUGUGUCCUCGGGCCCGAGUCGGAGUUCCAACCUGACCCUUCAAACCCCAUCUAUUCCCCCCAAAUCAACCAGCAGGAGAUCACCUAAACUUUGGCCCAAGAGGACGGCAAACAUGAAGCCUAUCGAUGGCUCUGCGCCGCCUGGUGGGGAGUGGUUAGUGGUGUGUUCAGGGACGAAGGAGGAUUUCAGCAAAUUGCAUGAAGAUUUUGGAAAGGAAAUAAAGGACCUCAUUGCUGACUGGUCAAGAAGUGUACAAGUCGGCAAAGAAAACUUGAUAGACUUCUGAGUGAACGUGUCCAAUACAUUUUUAUAAAUCUAAUUUCAAUAAUUCAUUCAUUCACAGGGCACAUGUAGACAAACAACCAUUCACACUCACAUUCAUACCUAUGGACAAUUUGGAGUCGCCAAUUAACCUAGCAUGUUUUUGGAAUGUGGGAGGAAACCGGAGUACCCGGAGAAAACCCACGCAUGCACGGGGAGAACAUGCAAACUCCACACAGAGAUAGCCGAGGGUGGAAUUGAACCCUGGUCUGCUAGCUGUGAGUUCUGCGCGCUAACCACUUGAAUGCCAUGCCGCCCUAAUUUCAAUAAUAAUGAAUGCAAUUCUUCAAUGUUUUAUUAUGUAUGUACACAUACCUUGGACAUUAUUAUUAUUUUUUAUAUAUGUAGUUGUUUUUUAAAUACAUGUAUUUAAUAUGUAAUUUUUUUUAACAAAAAUUAUUAAUACCCAUUUUUUGAUGGAGAUGAAAAUGUACUUUUAAGAAUUUUGGGAUUGCUUGUAUAAUGUAUGCACAUGAACGCAACAAUAUGCAAUAACUCCAAUUAAAGUUUUGUAGUACACACAAAAUGUUCUAAAAUAAUAAAAUAUAAUAAAUAAUAAUAAUAUAAAAUAUUUUAAAAUUAUAAAUAAAUUAAUUUUUAUUUAUAGGAUUUUUUUCUGUUUUUUUUUUACAUUUUAUUUUAUUUUGUGAAAGCAAACUCUUCAACCGCUGUAACUGCUAAGUUGUGAAGCCCAACUGCAAAUACAUCACAUGUUACUUUAUCCAUGUAAAUCUGCUUUCAUAUAUUUAAUAUUAAAUUUUUUUUACAAAAAUUAUUAAUACUUAUUUUCUGAUGGAGAUGAAAAUUUACUUUUAAGAAUUUUGGGCUUGCUUGUAUAAUGUAUGCACAUGAAUGCAACAAUAUGCAAUAACUCCAAUUAAAGAUGUGUAGUCCACACAAAAUGUUAUAAAAUAAUAAAAUAUAAUAAUAAUAUAAUAAUAUAAAAUAUUUUAAAAUUAUAAAUAAAUUUAUUUUUAUUUAUAGCAUUUUUUCAGUUUUUUUAAAAAUUUUAUUUCAUUUUGUGAAAGCAAACUCUUCAACCGCUGUAACUGCUAAAUUGUGAAGCCCAACUGCAAAUACAUCACAUGUUACUUUAUCCAUGUAAAUCUGCUUUCAUAUAUUUAAUAUUUGAUUUUUUUUUACAAAAAAAAAAUAUUAAUACCCAUUUUCUGAUGGGGAUGAAAAUGUACUUUUAAGAAUUUUGGGCUUGCUUGUAUAAUGUAUGCACAUGAACGCAACAAUAUGCAAUAACUCCAAUUAAAGAUUUGUAGUCCGCACAAAAUGUUCUAAAAUAAUAAAAUAUAAUAAAUUAUAAUAAUAUAAAAUAUUUUAAAAUGAUAAAUAAAUUUAUUUUUAUUUAUAGCAUUUUUUCUGUUUUUUUAUUUUAUUUUAUUUUGUGAAAGCAAACUCUUCAACCGCUGUAACUGCUAAAUUGUGAAGCCCAACUGCAAAUACAUCACAUGUUACUUUA